AGUUUAUUACGUGACACAACGUAGCCGCUUGAACCGCGAUCCUCUCUAUCUCUUCAGUUGUUGUUCGACAAGCGGCGCGAUUCCUCCUCCUAAUCCUUUCGUUCGAGUUUCGUUAACGAGCGAGAUAAGCUCCGUUUGCGCGUUUAUCGAACUUGAUUUCGAGAAAUUCGAAUCCGUUUUUUUUUCAAUCUCACACACUAUAUAUUUUUAGAUAAUAAUUUCUGAUCUAUAAUUGAAUUGUUUUUAGUAUACCGUUCGUAUAAACUUCGUUUGAUUUUCUCGGAUGUGAUAAUUAUUCGUGGAAUUUAUUUUUAAUCCGAGUUUUGUGCCGAGUGAAAUUUUGUGAUGUACAUUUCGCUCGAGUAUGUUUAAAAUGUUUGAUGUGAGAAAAUUUAAUAUGGUCAAUGUAUCAACGAUGGUGGAAUGAAUAAAUUGGGAAUUAUCGGUGAAUAAAAUUGAAGAACAUGUGGAAUCGUAAAGUAUUCAUCAGGAUCAUCGAAGUGAUACUUUGUAUUGCUUGCGUGGUGGCGCUAAGGGUGACCGACGACGAGAGUCGAAGGGUUUUUCAUUAUUUGAGAAGUCGCAGCAGAGAAUGGUCCCUUUUGAACAACAUCACGUGGGGUGCAAUAGGCGCCGCUCUUGCAACCGCGACUUGUGGUGGUUACAUAAUAAUCACAACAGGUCUCCUUAUUGCUGCUGCAACAGGAGAGCUUAAUGGCCGAAAGACGGAAAUAUUUUUUCUUGGACUUGGAGUGAUUCUUUUCGCCAUUGUCGGCGCAUUGUCCAUGGCGUCCAUUGAAAACGUCCCUGAGGAUUUGAUCGACAAUGCCGCGGUUUUUGGGGCACUGUGCCUGCUAACAGCGUUGGUUUUCAUCGGCGAUCUGUUAAUGAGCACGCCUAAAAAGAAGAACAAGCAUGGCAUGGCGGAACUCUUGACCGAUAAAAAAGCCAAGCAACAAAUAACGACGACCCUUACCACGGAAAAAGAAUCAAAAUCUCCCAAAAUGAGCAGUUCGAAAGUCUCCAAAAAAGACGAUAAUGGAAAUAUAAACGACGGUUUCGAUAAAGUGGACGAACAACGUCAAAAGAGUUCAGCUACGAAGGAGGAACAAAGGUAUUCGAAAGAAGAAGCGUAUGGGCACGAUGAAAUCGAUAAUAUCGAUCGAGAAGACGGAGAGCCGAAAGAGUACACGCAGAAUUUCGAGAAUGGAAGAGCUCUCAGGGACUCGCAAAUGCAUCGAGACUCUGAGAUGCAAAAGGUUGGGAAUAGAGACUCUUAUAAAAUGGCUCAGAGAAUAGAGAUGCCUACUAUGAUGUAUAAGAUGCAGGAUAUUUAUCAACGUCCAGUUGAUGAAAUCGACACACCUCGUUUUCCGAUCGAGACGAAUCGCAAAAAUGAGACUAUGUUCGCGAAGAUAGUGAACCCUAGCGUGAAGAUUAUGAAAGUUGAACGUGAUGUGGAUGAAGCUAUCGAAAGUUACAGAUAUUCUGACACUAGCCAGUACGAUAAUGUGCCAGUCAGAAUGAGAGGAACAUCGUUGAGAAGUCAGAAAAAAAGUCGUGACGUUUCUUUCAAUGUUCCACCACCACCAAAGGGUUAUGAGCAAGAGCUUGACCAAGAAAAAGAUGAAAUCGAGAUGCUGGAAGAAUGUUUUACCUCGCUUCGAACAACGAGCACAGGGACACAGACGCCCAAUGUUCGAACACCUUCGUCACCCACUGAUCCAGGAUACGUUCGACACACUGCCAGCAAUUGGCCCCAAGAGAAUAAAACUAAGACUCCUGGAUCGAGUCCAAAUCGUACAAGGAAUUGAUUUAUUAUUAUGCACAAAGACAAAAAUUUAAAAUUUUGCAUCGUGAUUUCUUAUGUCUGAGAUAAUGUUUUGAAAUUCUAAUUUGAGAAAGAGAUUUCAAGGAACUUUGUUAGAAGGAUUAUAUUAUAGUUAUAGAUCAAGAUUGGAAAGGUUUGUGAAGUGUUAUGAAAAUGACAUAUUAAUAUAAAAUUUUUUCAAUUUUCCAUUUUCUUCUCUAUUUAAAUAUUAGUCUAUAGUUUUUCUAUGUUUUUAAUAAAAUUUUGUAAUAAUUUUCAGUGUCAAAAAUUUGGUUGCAUUUAACAUACCGUUUGUAUAUUUUUACUCACUGCCUUUUUUUAUUAAUUGAAAAGCAAAAAUUGUUUAUUGUAUAUCUUUUUUUCUUCUUAUUUUAUUAACUCGGUUUAUUAAAUUAUUUUAUAUAUACACGUGUAUGUAUAUAUCUAUUAUUUAUAAAUGUAUUAAUUAAUUUAAAAGGGUGACAAGGAAUCUUCAUAGACACAUGGUUAUUUUCGUAUAAGUAGAAUCUUUUAAUAUAUAAAGAUUUAAUACCUCCUUUCACAUCGAUACGCAUUACGUACAAUUAUUAAUAAUAAUGUCUUCUUGUGAUAAACAUGUAACCGUAGUUUGUUAGUCUCCAUCAGAACUUAUUCGUUAAAGAUAUUAGCAUUUAAUUGGAUUUACAUUUAAUCAUUUUUUUCUACGUGUGUGCACCGUAUCGUUUCUUUUUCUUACAUAUUUUUAUAUAUAAAUAAAUCGAUCCAAUCAGGUCUUUAUUGGUCGUUUUUCUUUAUAUUAUUUAACGUGAUCGACAAUUUCUUCGGUUAUUAAAUAAACGGGAAGAAAUUUAUCUUCAUCGGGAUUGAAAGAAAAAGAAAUCAACCGGAAAACGUAGAGAGUUUCGACGUGUUCUGUCAUCGAAUUUUAUUUAAAAAAAAGCCACAAAGCUAUUUCUCGUUCAAAACUCGUCGUUCUCUCUUUUAGCUUCUUCACGUAGCCCUCUCUUUCUCUAAACGUUUCUAAACGCGUAUUUACAGAGUUGAGAAUUAUUGCUUAGAUACUUGAGCAUUCGUUCCUCUUCUUCCACGUAUUAAACAU
Molecule: messenger RNA, 2909 nt
Organism: Apis florea (little honeybee)
Lineage: Eukaryota; Metazoa; Arthropoda; Insecta; Hymenoptera; Apidae
Source: RefSeq, a predicted model, not a curated record